Molecule: messenger RNA, 1848 nt
Organism: Synchiropus splendidus (mandarinfish)
Lineage: Eukaryota; Metazoa; Chordata; Actinopteri; Syngnathiformes; Callionymidae
Gene: slc7a8b
Product: solute carrier family 7 member 8b
Exons: 12
Coding region: 124-1689 (521 amino acids)
Biological process (GO): amino acid transmembrane transport; neutral amino acid transport
Cellular component (GO): membrane
Molecular function (GO): L-amino acid transmembrane transporter activity; neutral L-amino acid transmembrane transporter activity
Source: RefSeq, a predicted model, not a curated record
AGAACAAGUUAACCGGCGCGACAACGAACAUGAGCUCUGUCACCUAAGGUUUUCUGUUCUCAAGCCCGACAUACCUACCUGAGUGAGGAGUCGCCUGCUCCUCUUGUCCUAUCACUGCGCACGAUGCCUGAGGGUCCCAGGAAGCGCAGCAGCAGUGGGGGCAGCCAGUGCGACCAUUUAAACCCUCAGUCCAGUGGUGAGAGCUGCCCAGAGAAAAGCUCCAAUGUGGCCCUGAAGAAGCAAAUUGGACUCUUCAGUGGUUGUACCAUCAUAGUGGGCAACAUCAUUGGAUCAGGAAUAUUUGUGAGUCCCAGAGGUGUGCUGGAGAAUGCAGGGUCCGUGGGUGUGUCACUGGUAGUCUGGGCUGGUACUGGAUUAAUUACUGCUAUUGGAGCACUCUGUUAUGCAGAGUUGGGCGUGACUAUCCCCAAGUCAGGGGGGGACUACGCCUAUGUGAAGGACAUAUUUGGAGGGCUGGCAGGGUUUUUGCGACUUUGGAUCGCACUGUUGAUCAUCUACCCCACUAACCAGGCUGUGAUUGCGCUCACCUUUUCAAACUACAUGCUGCAGCCCUUCUUCCCCUCAUGCCACCCACCAGAAACCGGCCUGCGCCUGCUGGCUGCCACAUGUUUAUUGUUGUUGACCUGGAUCAACUGCUACAGUGUCCGCUGGGCCACAAGAGUUCAAGAUUUCUUCACCACUGGCAAACUGCUGGCACUGGGACUCAUCAUCAUCACGGGAUUCAUCCAGAUAUGUAAAGGUCAUUAUUACUGGCUGGAGCCAGUGCACUCCUUCCAACCCUUCCACGACUACACUGUUGGUUCCAUAGCGCUUUCCUUCUUACAAGGAUCCUUCGCUUAUGGAGGCUGGAACUUCCUCAACUAUGUCACAGAAGAACUAGUGGACCCACACAGGAAUCUCCCAAGGGCCAUCUACAUCUCCAUCCCUGUGGUCACUUUUGUUUACGUGUUUGCCAACGUGGCUUACAUCACUGCCAUGAGUCCACAGGAGCUGCUUGCCUCAAAUGCCGUUGCAGUGACAUUUGGAGAGAAGUUGCUGGGAAUUAUGUCGUGGGUCAUGCCAAUCUCUGUGGCGCUCUCUACCUUCGGAGGGGUCAACGGCUCCCUCUUCACGUCAUCACGACUGUUCUUUGCUGGAGCCAAAGAGGGACAACUACCACGUUUCCUGGCCAUGAUCCAUGUCACCCGCUGCACCCCCAUCCCAGCCCUGCUGUUCACGCUGCUGUCCACUCUGCUGAUGUUGUGCACCAGUGACAUUUACACCCUCAUCAACUACGUGGGCUUCAUCAACUACAUCUUCUAUGGCGUCACUGUUGCUGGUCAAAUAGUGCUGCGGAUCAAGCAGCCCAACAUGCAUCGACCCAUCAAGGUGAACCUGGCAUGGGCGGUGAUCUACCUGCUCUUCUGGGCCUUCUUGAUGCUCUUCUCCCUCUUCACCGAGCCAGUCACCUGUGGUGUUGGUCUCGCCAUCAUGUUUACUGGUGUUCCUGUGUAUUUCCUGGCCAUCUACUGGACCAACAAGCCCCAGUGCUUUAAUUUGGUGACUGGUAAAAUUACACGAGCGUGCCAAGUGCUGUGCUCGGUUGUCUAUCCAGAAGAGGGUCCGGAUUCAUGUGGGAGUGAGAAGACAAAUGGCGAAGGAAAAGAAGGUGCUCUGUUCUCUGACUGACACACAAAUGGUGCCAUUGAGGAAGAUGAGCUAAUGCUUAUACGUGUCACUGUUUUGUCUCAUGACGGACCACCUUUGACCUGGAAAAAAACAUCUGUACAAAAGAUGUAUUUUAAUAAAAAUAUCACUAUUGAAUGGCUGGUUUACAUUAAUACUGGA